Spea bombifrons (plains spadefoot toad) is the source of this 712-nucleotide messenger RNA. RefSeq names its product NADH:ubiquinone oxidoreductase subunit B10 (gene NDUFB10). The transcript has 4 exons. NCBI's taxonomy places the organism in Eukaryota, Metazoa, Chordata, Amphibia, Anura, Pelobatidae. The coding region runs from base 75 to 614 and encodes 179 amino acids. The record is from RefSeq and is a predicted model, not a curated record.
UGAGCCCUCCCAGCCGCCGUCGCGCGUCCUGUGUCCGCCAUAUUUGCAAGUGCAGGGCCGGGGUGACCUGAGAGAUGCCGUCCGACCAUGAUAAGGACGUGUACCCGGAGCCCUCCAACCGCACUCCGGUCCCGGACCGGCAGAGCGGCCUCCCCAACCCCUCGCUCAUCCUAGGGAAGGUCUUCUACUAUGCGGUGGAUUUACCGGUUACCUCCUUCCGUGAUUGGGUUGAGCGCCAGCAAGCGAAGAAUAAGUAUUAUUACUACCAUAGAAACUUCCGCCGCGUGCCGGACCUGUCGGAAUGCGAAGUCGGGGACUACUUGUGUUACUUUGAAGCCGAAAUGCAGUGGAAGAGGGAUCACAAAGUUGAUCAAGAAAUAGUGAAGAUCAUACAGGAGAGGCUGAGAGCGUGCCAGCAGAGGGAAGGCCAUAGCUACAUCCAGAACUGUGCCAAGGAGCUGGCCCAAUUCGCAGAGGCAGCAAAGGGUUACCAGUCUAGAUAUGGUGAUCUCGGAGCGUACGGUAACGCUAGAAAAUGUCUCAUGAAACAGAAACACAGAAUGAUCGCAGAAAGGAAAGCUGCAGCGGCAGCAGAAGAAGCAGCUGCCUCAUAAACGGAAAGAAAGCGACGGAGGCGGUCAGCCAGCCCAUGUGUGUUUUCACUUGUGUCGUAAUCCUGGAAACUGUAAAAUCUAAUAAAUAUUAUACGUUG